Cyprinus carpio (common carp) is the source of this 1155-nucleotide messenger RNA. RefSeq lists its product as uncharacterized. Lineage: Eukaryota; Metazoa; Chordata; Actinopteri; Cypriniformes; Cyprinidae. The transcript is spliced from 4 exons. The coding region runs from base 362 to 1090 and encodes 242 amino acids. The record is from RefSeq and is a predicted model, not a curated record.
GUUCACUUCUCACUGCUGUGUGUGUGCACUUAGAUGGGUUAAAUGCAGAGCAUCAAUUCUGAGUAUGGGUAACCAUACUUGGCAAAUGUCAUGACUUUCACUUUUUUUUUCUUCAUUGAAUAAAGACCCGCAUAUGGAAUUUAUUAGGCCUACCUAUUCCUCACAUUCUUUUAAACAUUUCCUUGUUUGUACAGUCUGUACUCAUUAAAGUCUGAUAAGAUUGUUUAGAUGUUAUAAUUUUGACUGAUAGCUUGAUGAUUUUCACAGCGUUAAGACAGGAAGUGGAAACACGUUGUGGUUUAAUGUCUCUGCACUGAAAGGCAAUCUGCAGUUUGAUCGAUGCUUUUACAGACGAAAGACAAUGGAGAAGAUCAUGCUCUUUUGUGUUUUUUCAUACAGGAUUAUUCAGAUCAGCUCCAGCGAACAUGAUGUGACUCUGUUAAGAUUCCGGCUGACCGAAAGCAUCAGUCUGAACUGCAACAUGACAGACAAAUUCAGAAUGGCCUGGUAUCACCAGAAUCCUGAUUCUGGACGACUAACACUGCUGCUGUCUGCCAAGAUCUGGUCAUCACUGCACACUGAAUACUCUCAAAACAGUCGCAUGAGAGUUUAUGGGGAUAGGAUGAGCAUCUCACUAAAUAUUAUUGGACUAAUGGAGUCAGAUUCAGGUCUUUAUUACUGUGGAACAGGACAUACAUUUAAUUCAGUCAUGUACUUUGACAAACCCAUCAGACUAGUGAUGGAGGAGAAGUUGACAGACAGAGAAGACAAAGUUCAUUCCAUCACAGAUCUGUCAGAGGAUGAUGAGAUCAGAGAUGCUUCAGAACAUAAUGUGACUCUGUUAAGAUUCCAGCUAAAUGAAACCCUCACUCUGAACUGCAACAUGACCGACAAAGCUGAAAUGACCUGGUAUCACCAGAAUCCUGAAUCUGGACGACUUACAAUGCUGAUAUUUGCCAUAUGGCCAUUACGGCUCUCUGUGUCAGGGAUCUGGCAAGCCCGGUUUCAACCAAUCCACAACGCUCACAGUCCCCUGAGUACUAACCAGUCACACCUGCCCCGCAUCAAGGAUCCAAUCAAGGCACUAUAAAACACUCACCAAUACAUCAGUUCUCCGUCAAGCCUCCAACAGGAACAGUCUCCUUGCACUUGCCU